CUUUAAUAGAAGCCUAUGUACAGCAGAUCCACACGUCAUUUUCUCAAAGUAGCCUUAUGGUCAAUUCGUUCAGUUGGUACAAUAUUUGUUUUUAGGCCUGAAUCCGCGGAGACAUCCGAGUUCGCGGUGGAGUGCGGCGACGUAAUACUGGUGGCGACCGACGGCGUGUUCGACAACGUGCCCGAGCCGGUGCUGGUGGCGGAGAUGCGGCGCGCGCAGGGGCUCGCCGGCGACUCGCAGCGGCUGCAGGCCGUCGCCAACUCCAUCGCGUGGAUGGCCAGAAACCUCUCCUUCGACGGCUGUUACAUGUCACCCUUCGCUAAGAGUGCACGUCAGAACGGCAUUGACGCGAUCGGUGGAAAGCCGGACGACAUAACGGUGCUACUCGCGAUCGUAGCGCUAUGAAGAUGUCCUAAUUGUGAUUUGUGUAGAUAUAUUUUAGGCUCGUUUUUGUUCAUUAUAUUGACGAAAUUAGUUAGUGACAACGCCGACACCAAAAACUUACAAAAUACGGACAUUUUUGCUUGGUUAAUUAUUAAUAUCAAACAUUUUGUUUGUCAAUUUACAUAAAGAGGAUGUCCCAUCUCCGUGAGCGUUUAAAUUGCACAGGUUGAAUAUGGUCAAUAUACAUCACAUAUUUAUUAGCAUUUUAUAAUAACGUUCAUAUUCAGCUUUCAACUCAGGGGAAGGGAAAGGUGGGAGCGAAAAUUUAAUAUAGGUAGUCUCAAUAACUCAACACAUUACACAACCAUACAUACAAGUAUUUCUGUUGAAUACAGGGGGGAGGCAUUUGUCCUUCCCUGUCCACCUGGGUACGCCUACGUAUGUAAGUAAAGACCAAACAUAUUAUAACGGUGUACAAAAUAAAAUAUCAAAUCAAUCGUUCGAUUGAUAGUGCUGUGAUAUUAUUGAAAUGGGGCGUCAUCUUUACGUUUACUCGUCCGGUGGAUUAGCGCGCACUACGAACUAAUUUCUGCACGAUAUCUUUGAUUAUAUACAUUCGAGAUGGACUAGUACCGACAAAAAUGACGUAAGCUCUAUCUAUAAUGUAUGUAACCAUAGUGUCUCGAUUUUAUUAUCGCAGUGUGCUCUUCCUGAUAUUAGCAAAAGAGAAUUGUUUAUUCAAUUUAAAUCACGCUGUAAUUAUAAAAUGAUCUGAUUCUCUUUUUUCUUAAUUUACUGUGAUUUAGUUGAUAAUGCUUAUAGAGCAUGUUAGGGGUUUCUCUAAAUGACGAAUUGUCUAAUGAGCAAACAUUGCUCACUUAUGAGUUUAUACGUAUGUUCUACAGAUGCAAAAUAAUUCAUCUCGUAUGAAUUCUUUCUUGUGAACUACUUUGCCCGUUUAAAACAUUCAAACGGUGGUAUUCCCAUUAGUUGGGUUCUUAUCCAUUAUGUUAUGGAAGAUGAUUAUUUUAAUUAUUGUCUCACCCAAACACGAAAAAUAUCAAACGUAGAAACUACUCGCCUAGUCUUGAUUGAUGUCUGAUCAAAUGGUUCUAUAUUCUAGCAUCUGAUAAAGACUAAAAUUAUGCAAUAAAAUUUGCGGCACAAAAUAAGUUUUGCAUCAUUGUUAUUAACGUGUAUCAAAGGUAGCCAAAUUAAGUAAUGUAUUUCAAGAUACAAAUAUAUUAAAAUAAUAUCGGUAUAAAUACCUACUUAAUCUUUGCCAAUAUUUCCUGCAGUUGCUGCCGUAUUGACCUAAAUCGCAGAUAAUACACUUCAAAAUAAGUCAUUAUAUUCAUUACUUUUGAAACACACGAUACUGUGUUUGCAAAAAAAAUAUGAUCGAGUGUAUUUUUAAUCUUAGUAUUUUAAAUGAUAGAGGCCUUGUGCCCUAAUAAUGCCCUAAAAUUUACCGUUCAUUGCCUAGAUAGCAUACGGUAUCGCACACAUACACUUUCACGUGUGAAAUAGUGGAAAUAUGGAAUGCUAUGUAAACCGCUGAGAUCGCGGCACCGUAUGUUUUAGGAUAGUCUAAAAGAUAAUAUUGCAUCCACGAUUUCUGAACCCUGGUGACUGGGUGUUCACGAGUGGUGGGCAUGUUGAUUUGCCAUCAGGUGACACACAUCGUGUGCAGCUUUUCGAUAUUUAAAAAAAUAACGUUUGAUUGAAGACUGAUUAUAGUUUUUAUUGUUCUUGUUAUUAUUGUAGUACUAAUGAAUGUCGUUUUGCAAACACAUUCAUCAUAAAAACUUGUCAAUUGUAAUGGAUGGUCUUUGAGAUCAAUAAUAUAAAAGUUUAACUAAUGUCUCUUCUUCUGUCUGUCCUACUCUAAAGUGGGGUCGGCCCCCAAUAAAUAUAACAAAAAUAAAUCAAUACAUCUAGCAGUCUGAUUUAUAGUUCGCACUGAGAUACAAUUGUGCCUGAGUAGGAACUUUUUUCGAACUCACAACUCUCACCACACUGGCCUGCAACAAAUAUUAUUUCGGGAUGACACAAACAUUGACCUCCAUGCGGCGAUCGAACCCGUGUCCUCUUGUUGAAGCGUAACAAGAACAAGGUCAUCGUCCGCUAUGCCCCAGAGGCCAUGUUAGAAAACGAUGAAAACCCAAAAGCUAAAUGUCUUAGCCCAAAUUUAAACACUAAAUGAAGCUAGCUAUUGGGACAUUAGUACUAAAUAACAAUCACUGAUUUUCACUUUUCAUAGCUGCUAUUUAGCGCUAAAAGGUUCUAUAAGAUUUUUUUUAAUUUCAUUUUGUGAUGUAGUUUCUAUAUAAAUUAAGUAAUUAUAUGAUUGUGAUCGUUAAAUUUAUUUUUCGUGGAUACUAACGUAUGUGUAUGUAUUCAAUAUUUUUUCUAUGUUCUGUAAUGUAAUUUAUUUGUAUUGACAUUAACACAUUUUUGUGAUUUGUGGAAUGUAUGAAAGCUCACUGUCGAACGGCUUUCGAUGUUGCAUUAUGCUGUGAAGUUUCUCCGAUCCGAUAACUUGCGUGAAACACUAGAAUAAACAAUUCCAAAUAUUAA
This is a messenger RNA of Manduca sexta (tobacco hornworm), 2964 nucleotides long. Its product is annotated as protein phosphatase PTC7 homolog. The transcript is spliced from 2 exons. NCBI's taxonomy places the organism in Eukaryota, Metazoa, Arthropoda, Insecta, Lepidoptera, Sphingidae. The coding region runs from base 16 to 405 and encodes 129 amino acids. The record is from RefSeq and is a predicted model, not a curated record.